CAGUGUAGUGUGUCAGGCCAACAGAUAUCUCACUCCUUCGAUAUCGACUGGUCUCCUUCGUUAUUACCGACUUCCGACUUCACACCCUCUGUCACAACACACUCCUUAUGAAGGAAACCCUCACGUCAUCAGCGUCAAUGUAACCAGCAAAUCGACCACCAUCUUCUUUCAAACAUGACAGCAUUCGAUCAGGACAUCGAGCUCAACGCUUACUCACACUCUCACGGACUCGGAAUCAGUGGUAAUGGUGGCGGUGGUCGACAACGCAGCAUAGCCGAGGGAAGCACCUUCACCGUCGGCGGCGUCUCCCCAUCUUUCCGGGCCAAGUCCUUUGCCGAUGCCUCACCCGGCGGCUUGAGCCAUGCCCGCUCAAAAUCUGUUGUUGGUGGUGGUGGUGGCGCGGGAGGAGGCUUCCACGGCAAGAUGAGUCGCUUCGUGGACUCCUUCCGCCGCGGCGACGGCACCAUCAACGACAACAAGCCCGACCUCGACGACGACAACAACACCAGCUCCCACGGGUAUUCUUCCCACAGCGUCUCGCGCGACCACGGCGGCACGCGGUACUAUGAUUUGCGCAAAGGUAACACCAAAACCGACAUGCCCAGCCAGCUAUAUGCUAGAGACCUCAAGGGCCGGCAUCUCCAGAUGAUUGCCAUUGGAGGGUCCAUCGGGACGGGAUUUUUCGUUGCCUCCGGGAAGGUGUUGAGCGAAGGCGGACCGGCGAGCGUGUUGAUUGGCUAUCUCAUCAUUGGUGUCUUGAUUUUUUGCACGAUACAGGCCUUGGGCGAGUUGGCCGUUAUCUUUCCCGUGGCCGGAUCGUUUUCGGCCUUCUCGACGAGGUUUCUGGAUCCGAGUUGGGGAUUUGCUAUGGGGUGGAACUAUGCUCUGCAGUGGAUCGUCGUGCUACCACUCGAGGUAUUAGCCGGCGCCAUGACGAUAGGGUACUGGAAUAACGAGCUUAACAAAGCCAUCUUUGUGACCAUGUUCCUGGUCGUCAUCUUCAUCAUCAAUCUCUUUGGCGCAAAAGGAUACGGCGAGGCAGAGUUCAUUUUCGCCAUCGUCAAAGUUACCGCUGUAGUAGGAUUCAUCCUCCUAGGCAUAGUAAUCAACAUCGGCGGCACCCCAACUGAAGGCUACAUCGGCGGCAAAUACUGGACAGACCCCGGUGCCUUCCACAACGGCUUCAAAGGUCUCUCCUCCGUUUUCGUCUCUGCCGCCUUCGCCUUUGCCGGUACCGAGCUCGUUGGCCUAGCAGCCGCCGAGACCGCCAACCCGCGCAAAUCGCUACCUACCGCCAUCAAGCAAGUUUUCUGGCGUAUCGCGCUCUUCUACAUCGUCAGCAUGACGCUCGUCGGUCUGCUAGUCCCAUACAACGAGCCUCGUCUCCUCAACGCCAAAAACGUCGCCGACGCCUCCGCCUCACCCUUCGUGAUCGCCAUCGAAUCCGCCGGCGCCACCGUCCUCCCGUCUAUCAUGAACGGCGUCAUUCUGAUCUCGGUCAUCUCAGUCGGUAACUCGGCCGUCUACGGCUCCUCGCGCACGCUGGCUGCCCUAGCCGAACUAGGCGAAGCCCCGUCCAUCCUUGCCUACGUCGACCGCCGCGGCCGUCCAGUCGUAGCUAUUAUCGUCACCAUGGCCGUCGGCCUCCUGGCCUAUCUGGCUGACGUGCCCGACCAAAGCGCCGUCUUUGACUGGCUCAUCGCCAUCUCGGGGCUCUCGUCCAUCUUCACCUGGGCAUCCACCUGCCUGGCGCACAUCCGCCUGCGCAAAGCGUGGGCGUAUAACCACCGCUCGGUGCAGGACAUCGCCUUCCGCGCUCAGGGCGGGGUGAUCGGGUCCUGGAUCGGUUUUCUCCUCAACGUUUUGGUCCUGGUCCUCCAGAUAUGGGUGGCCAUCGACCCUAUCGAUGAGGGCGAGCCGAAAAUGACGAUCAAAGAGAGGGUGAGCAGUUUCUUCUUGAGCUGCUUGGCGAUUCCGGUGGUGAUCGUGUUUACUAUUGCGCAUAAACUGUAUUAUAAGACCAAGAUGGUGAGGAUCGAGGAUAUGGAUAUUGAUACCGGCCGCAGGGAUUUUGGGCGACUGGGGAUUAUUAAGGCGCAGGAGAAGGAGGAGAGGAUGGGGUGGCCUCGGUGGAAGAGGGUUUAUCGGUUUAUGUGCUGAUUGUUUACACGGUAUUGGGGCGGGAGGAGAUG
Molecule: messenger RNA, 2192 nt
Organism: Neurospora tetraspora
Lineage: Eukaryota; Fungi; Ascomycota; Sordariomycetes; Sordariales; Sordariaceae
Product: general amino-acid permease GAP1
Exons: 3
Coding region: 175-2160 (661 amino acids)
Biological process (GO): amino acid transmembrane transport
Cellular component (GO): membrane
Molecular function (GO): amino acid transmembrane transporter activity
Source: RefSeq, a predicted model, not a curated record